AUGCUGCCGCAGCAGCCGCCGCCGCCGGAGCUUCGGCAGCCGCAGCAGCGCAGCCAUCGCCGCUCCCCGCCCGCCGCCUCCGCCUGGCUCGUGACGGCCGCCGCGCUGCUCGGGCUCUGCGGCGGGGGCUGGGCGGCGCGAGUUAACAAGCACAAGCCAUGGAUUGAAACGACAUAUCAUGGUAUAGUCACAGAAAAUGACAACACAGUGCUUUUGGAUCCUCCUUUGAUUGCUCUGGAUAAAGAUGCACCUCUGCGUUAUGCAGAGAGUUUUGAGGUGACAGUCACCAAAGAAGGUGAGAUAUGUGGAUUUAAAAUUCAUGGGCAAAAUGUUCCCUUUGAUGCUGUGGUGGUUGAUAAAUCCACUGGUGAGGGCAUAAUUCGCUCUAAAGAGAAGUUGGACUGUGAACUGCAGAAAGAUUACACUUUCACCAUCCAGGCCUAUGACUGUGGGAAGGGACCAGAUGGAGCUAAUUCAAAAAAAUCUCACAAAGCAACAGUACAUAUUCAGGUGAAUGACGUGAAUGAGUAUGCCCCUAUAUUUAAAGAAAAAUCCUACAAAGCCACAGUUAUUGAGGGGAAGAAAUAUGACAACAUUUUAAAAGUGGAAGCAGUGGAUGCAGACUGUUCCCCUCAGUUCAGCCAGAUCUGCAGCUAUGAAAUUGUAACUCCAGAUGUGCCCUUCAUCAUUGACAAGGAUGGUUAUAUCAAAAACACUGAGAAGUUAAGCUACGGGAAAGAGUCCCAGUAUAAGCUGACAGUUACCGCAUAUGACUGUGGGAAGAAAAGAGCUAAUGAAGAUGUGUUGGUCAAAAUUAGCAUUAAACCUACAUGCAAACCUGGGUGGCAAGGAUGGAACAAAAGGAUUGAGUAUGAACCUGGUACUGGUUCUUUGGCUCUUUUCCCCAACAUCCAUUUGGAGACUUGUGAUGAACCCAUCACCUCCAUCCAAGCAACAGUGGAGCUAGAAACCAGCCACAUAGGAAAAGGCUGCGAUCGGGACACCUACUCCGAGAAGUCCCUUCAUAGGCUCUGUGGUGCAUCCUCCGGGACUGCCGAACUUCUUCCUCCUCCAAGCAGCACCCUGAACUGGACCGUGGGCCUCCCCACCGAUAACGGCCACGACAGCGACCAGGUCUUUGAAUUCAACGGCACCCAAGCUGUGAAGAUUCCCGAGGGCGUCGUCACCGUGAACCUGAAAGAGCCCUUCAUGAUCUCGGUGUGGAUGAGACACGGGCCUGGGGGCAGGGACAAGGAGACCAUCCUCUGCAAUUCUGAUAAGACAGAUAUGAACCGGCAUCAUUAUUCUCUCUACGUACAUAACUGCCGACUGGUUUUCCUCUUCCGUCAAGAUCCUUCAGAGGAGAAAAAUUACAAACCUGCUGAAUUUCACUGGAAACUAAACCAGGUGUGUGAUAAAGAAUGGCACCAUUACGUUCUCAAUGUGGAAUUCCCCAGUGUGACGCUGUAUGUCGAUGGUGUUUCCUAUGAUCCCUUUCCAGUGACAGAAGAUUAUCCUCUUCACCCUUCCAAGAUAGAAACUCAGCUGGUAGUUGGAGCCUGCUGGCAAGAGUAUUCAGGAAAUGAAAAUGACAAUGAGACUGAGGCUGAGGCAGUGACUGUGACCUCUGCAGGGGGUGAGCUACACAUGGCCCAAUUUUUCCGAGGUAAUCUGGCUGGCUUAAUGAUUCGCUCUGGGAAACUGGAAAACAAAAAGGUGAUAGAUUGUCUGUACACCUGCAAGGAAGGACUAGAUUUGCAAGUGACUGACAGCAAAGGCAUGAAGGUCCAAGCAAACCCCAGCCAGUCAGUGCUGACCUUGGAGGGAGACGACAUCGAGCGAUUCGAGAAGGCCAUGCAGCACAUUUCCUAUCUGAAUUCUCGACAGUUCCCCACUCCAGGAAUCCGAAGACUGCAGAUCACCAGCACCGUCAAAUGCUUCAGUGAGGAUGCCUGUAUGUCAGUCCCUCUCGUGGAUGGCUAUGUAAUGGUUUUACAGCCUGAAGAACCCAAAAUCAGCUUGAGUGGCAUUAACCAUUUUGCUCGGGCAGCUUCAGAAUUCGAAAGUGCCGAGGGGGUUUCCCUGUUCCCAGAGCUUCGAAUCAUCAGUACCAUCACCCGGGAAGUAGAGCAAGACCCAGAUGGAGAUGAGGAGCCCACAGUUCAAGAAUCACUGGUGUCUGAGGAAAUCAUGCAUAAUCUCGACACGUGUGAGAUCACGGUGUUGGGCCAGGAGCUUAAUCAAGAUGAAGAAAGUUUGGAAGUGGACACGGCUCGCCUACAGCAGAAGGGCAUUGAGAUGAGCAGCUCCAGCGUGGGUGUGAUCAUCACAGGUGUGGACACCAUGGCCAGCUAUGAGGAGGUGCUGCAUCUGGUGCGAUACCGGAACUGGCACGCCUCCGCGUCUGGGCUGGACAGGAAGUUCAAGCUGGUGUGUUCUGAGCUGAACGGGCGCUAUGUCAGCAACGAAUUCAAAGUCGAGGUCAGCGUCAUCCACACGGCCAACCCGGUGGAGCAUGCUAACCACAUGGCUGCCCAGCCUCAGUUUGUCCAUCCGGUGCAUCACUCCUUUGUCGAUCUGUCUGGCCACAAUCUCGCUAAUCCCCACCCAUUUUCAGUGGUGCCCAGCACCGCGACGGUGGUGAUUGUGGUGUGCGUGAGCUUCCUGGUUUUCAUGAUCAUCCUGGGAGUGUUCCGCAUCCGCGCGGCACACCAGCGCACCAUGCGGGAUCAGGACGCGGGGAAGGAGAACGAGAUGGACUGGGACGACUCUGCCCUGACCAUCACAGUGAACCCCAUGGAGACCUAUGAGGACCAACACAGCAGUGAAGAGGAGGAGGAGGAGGAGGAAGAGGAGGAAAGUGAGGACGGGGAGGAAGAAGAUGAUAUCACUAGUGCGGAGUCUGAAAGCAGCGAGGAGGAGGAAGGGGAGCCGGAGGAAGACCAGCACAAUGUCAAUCGACAGCAGCAGCUAGAAUGGGACGACUCGACCCUCAGCUACUGAGGCCGGCCACUCCCGCAUCCUUGUUUGGGCGUUGAAAGACUGUGCUCUCGCUCCCUCCCUGAUGUACAAAAUCAUUUUGGCCGCUGGGCCUGGCGGCUCCCCUGCUGACCCUCCCUGCCCCGCGCUUGCUCCUGAGCCCGUUAGGCCCCUCCUUCCCGCUGGCUGGAGCGGGGCGUUGGGCCUUUCUCCCCGGCCAUCCCAGCUCAGCUUCCCUGACGGGCACACGGGUGUCCGGCCCACUCUGCUCCUGAUCCUCCCGACAAGCUGCAAUGGUCUGACUUCUGGACAAGGGGUAAACAUUGCUCAUUCCCACCCAGUGAACAUACUUUUUCCUUUUUUUAAAAAAAGUUUUAUUUUUUUCCAAAUUAGUGCAUGUAUAAAGGUGGCCAGGAGAGUCCUUGUGUAGAUGAUUAACUGACUUUUGGCUAUUUUGUAAAUAAAUUGAGAUUCUGUUCUAUCUUUUUUGUGACAGUGUAAACAAACAGGGCCUGGGGUUUAAGGGGUUUAAGGGGCUGGGGAAGAAGGAAGACUAGCUAGGUGUCAGGGCCCUGUGCCGCUGCCCGGAGGCCACAGACCAGCUGUGUGGGUGCCCGGCCUAUCGGGGGCCUGCUAUAGGGGCCAGAGACGGCAGUGUUUUCUUUGGGAAUGGAAGCUUUUUUUCCCUUUUGGGUGAGGGGCCGGGCGGGCUGCAGCUGGGAUCCUGCCCUUAUUUUACACCCUGCUCACCACCUGUACGUAGCUCCUUGUACAGUAACCUGGACUCUGGUACUGGGCCUUUGUUUCUCAUGUCUUUCUCCCCUGCAAAUUAUACAAACCGAUUGUGCAUCCAGUUUAACCAUGGUUCAUAGAUGGCAGCAAACUUGGGCCCCCGUGGAUUAGAGCACAACCGCCGGAGCAAACCUCCUGUGGGGACAGAAACCCACGGCCCGGAGCGGGGAGGGCUCCCUUGUUCCGGCAGCCAGGCAGGCCCACCGUCUUGGGCCUUGCUUGUGUUUGUUCCCGUGGCUGUGGUGCCAGAUCUGUUAGCAAAGGGCCUAAAACCCAGACCAACUUUUUUUUUUUUUUAAAGAAAUUUAAAUGUAAAAUUUUAGAUUUCUAAAAUGGGGUGGGGGGCGAUUUUGACUACUUUUCUGUGAUAACCAUAUCUGCUAGUUUUAAGUAAACUGGGGAACUUCUGUCUAACGGUUGUCCUGUGUUACUGUUGAUGUGUAGACUUUUUCCUUCCAUAUACUUGUCACUGUAGCAGCUGUAUUUAGACUCCCAACUGAUAGCGAUAACAUCCGGACUGACUGAUGGGGAACCUUUCGGAUACUGUCUGUAACUGGUCGCCUCUCAUUUUUCAGAUGUGUAUAUUGGUGAAAGGUCAGUUCGGAAAGACUGUAAACAACAAUAAAUUUCUGAUUCCAA
Messenger RNA from Gracilinanus agilis (Agile Gracile Mouse Opossum), 4410 nucleotides. RefSeq names its product calsyntenin 1 (gene CLSTN1). Bases 1 to 3003 code for a protein of 1000 amino acids. Gene Ontology annotation, cellular component: cell surface; postsynaptic membrane. Gene Ontology annotation, molecular function: kinesin binding; X11-like protein binding; amyloid-beta binding. The transcript has 19 exons. The record is from RefSeq and is a predicted model, not a curated record. Lineage: Eukaryota; Metazoa; Chordata; Mammalia; Didelphimorphia; Didelphidae. Gene Ontology annotation, biological process: positive regulation of synapse assembly; homophilic cell-cell adhesion; positive regulation of synaptic transmission.